UGUCCACUCUCUGCAACCACACGCCAUCUUCAAACAUCCAGACCUAUAUUCUCUACUCCCACUCACUGUCCUCCUUUCUCUCCAUAUUCGAUUCUCUCUAUCUCUCUCUGUUUUUCUGCAAUCGGCCAUGGGAGACGACGGACAUGUGAAUGCUAUGGAGGACGAUGAAGCUUCUGCCGCCGAGCAACGCCGAGCCAUCGAUAUUUACCCUCUCAGAAACUACUUCUUUGGAUCCAAAGAGGCUCUGCUUUUCAAGAACGAGGCCUUGGCUGAUCGCGUCCAGAGGAUGAAUUCCAACUAUGCCGCUUACGGAUUGAGAACUUAUGUCGGAGCAGUUUUGCUGGUUGAACUAUUUAAACAUCCUCAUUUGUUGCUAUUGCGAUUACGAAAUUCAAUUGUCAAGCUUCCUGGUNUGCAUAAACGAUCUCAAUUUACAGAUCUUGAUGGUCUGAGACGAAAGCUGUCAAGCAAGCUAUCUGCCAUUGGAGCCUCUGAUGCAUCUGAUUGGGAGAUCGGCGAGUGCCUUGGGAUGUGGUGGAGGCCUGACUUUGAAACCUUUGAUCCACACUUGUCCAGUAAUGUAAAAGGCGCCAAGGAGUGCACUAAACUCUUCCUGGUCAAGCUGCCGGAGAAUCGAGAAUUCUUCGUGCCAAAGAACCUCAAGUUGAUAGCAGUUCCUUUAUGCCAGAUUCAAAAAAGCCAUGAGACAUACGGGCCAGUCAUAUCGAGCCUUCCGCAGCUGCUUUCUAAGUUCUCCUUCAACAUCAUUGGAACCUAAGAAUAUUUAUGAGUGCAUUAUAGAGGCGUGAGGUAAGUUUGUAUGAAUGUGUGAGAGAUCCUUUUUAAAACAUGCACAUAGACGACGGUGUGAUGAUUUUGUUAAGCCUAAAGAUAACAGUCAUGUAGUUCCCACAUUGUUACUUCACAACUUGAGUUCUAAGGAAUGCUAAAACUAGACGAUUGCUUAAAUUGCUAAUUCUUGACUUUCUUAUGCUUU
This is a messenger RNA of Cucurbita pepo subsp. pepo (vegetable marrow), 997 nucleotides long. NCBI's taxonomy places the organism in Eukaryota, Viridiplantae, Streptophyta, Magnoliopsida, Cucurbitales, Cucurbitaceae. The record is from RefSeq and is a predicted model, not a curated record.